Thlaspi arvense is the source of this 487-nucleotide messenger RNA. Lineage: Eukaryota; Viridiplantae; Streptophyta; Magnoliopsida; Brassicales; Brassicaceae. The record is from the annotation of a GenBank genome assembly.
UUAACAUUGACCCUGAAAGACAUAAUUAAAAAAAAAAGAAAAAUCAAAAGUGAAAAGUGAAAAGGAAAAUUAAAAAAGAAUGUUGAAGUUCCUUGUUGUCUUUAUUAUUUUCAGUUUGUUGUUUGCUGUUCAAUUUUCUAAUGCUGAGAAACCAGAAAGUCUAUCUGAAGCACCUGUAAUUCAUAAGAUGGGAGGAGAAGGUUCACUUACUCCAGAAGAAUGUCCGAAGGCAUAUAAUUUCCGGUGUUCAGCGACGUCUCACAAGAAGACCUGUUUGUUUUAUUGCAAUUAUUGUUGUAAGAAAUGUUUGUGCGUACCAUCAGGAACAUAUGGACACAAAGAAGAAUGUCCUUGCUAUAAUAACUGGCAUACCAAAGAAGGUGGUCCAAAAUGUCCAUAAUAAUUUAUUUUUUUUUUGUUUUCUCUUAAUAAUAUAUAUGUAUUUGGUAAUGUUUAUUUUAAUAUAUAAAAUAAAAUUUGAAGUCUU